AUGUCUAUCGAUACCGAUGUUCUGAUUAUUGGAGCAGGCCCAUCUGGCCUAGGCAUGGCCGUUCAGCUUGUACGCAACUUUGGGACAAGGAACUUUGAAAUCAUUGAGAAGACAUCCGACGUUGGUGGAACAUGGUUCGCGAACUCGUAUCCAGGUUGCGGGUGUGAUGUCCCAUCGCACUUUUAUUCUUACUCUUUUGCGCCAAAUCCUUACUGGUCACGCAAAUUCGCGUUGCAGCCUGAGAUUCAUCGGUAUUUUGAAUCUGUUGUCAGCCAGUAUGAUAUUCGUCCUCAUGUGAGAUUUCACUCCGCUGUUGUCUUGGCUGAGUACGACCCCGAGACGGCGAGCUGGAAAGUGGUCAUUGAAGACCAGAGAACAAAACACCAAAUACAUAAGCGCUGCAGGAUUCUCGUCUCCGCCAUUGGCGUCCUUUCGACUCCAAAGAGGUGUGAUAUCCCAGGGGCAGAGAACUUUAAGGGUCGUCUAUUCCACUCAGCACAGUGGGACCACGGCUUCGACUAUAAAGACAAAGAAGUCAUCUGUGUUGGUGAGGGAUCCCCUCAGACCCAAUUAUUCAAAUGGGCAAUUGACGCUUACUUAUUGUUAUUAGGCAAUGGCUGUAGUGCCACGCAAUUCGUGCCAGUUAUGAGCGCUGGUGAAAACCAAGUCAAGAAAAUCACGCAAUUUUCCCGCCAGGCUCACUGGUUAUCCUACCGACCCAACCCUGAAUACUCCGGAGCCUUUCAGUUCCUGAUGUGCUGGGUGCCCGGCGCUCAACGCCUCUACAGAACAUAUCUCUUUCUCACGCAAGAGAAAGACUUUGCUGGCUUUCACAUGAAAAAUGGCCAGAAUAUGCGGAAUGACUGGACAGCUACUACAACUGAGUACAUUCAGAAGAAUUCUCCCACCAAGUAUCGCGACUUCUUAGUACCAAACACCAUCAUUGGCUGUAAGCGCAGAGUGAUGGACACGGACUAUCUUGCCUGCUUACAUCGUAAAAACGUUGAACUCAUCUACGAUGAUCCGAUCGAUCAUAUUACCGAGAGUGGAAUCAUGACAAAGUCUGGUCGAAAAAUCGAUGCCGACGCAAUAGUCCUCGCUAAUGGAUUUGAGACCCAGAAGCCUUUUUCCCCAAUUGAGAUCCGAGGGCAAAAUGGACAAAACAUCGCUGAUCACGUAAGUCAGUAUCAACAAGUAGAAGGAAAGUUCAGGCUAAUUAGUUUUCAGUGGCUUGAAUUUGCGGGUGGCUCCCCAGAAGCUUACUUCGGCACUUGUCUGUCGGGUUUCCCGAACUUCUUCAUUUUGAUGGGACCAAAUACACUUUCCGGACAUCUCUCUGUGCUCUAUACCACAGAAUGCCAGGUAAAUUUCAUCAUCCGAGUUAUUCGACCGAUAUUGGAUGGGCUCAAUCGCUCAAUGCUGCCUUCGCUAUUCGUCACCGAAUACCCUGAAUCUGUUGUUGUUACUCCCGUGGCAGAGCGGAAAGACGUCGCUGUGACCGACCACAAAGCAAAGCAGUUGGUAUGGGCCACUGGCUGUACUUCAUGGUUUAUUGACCCUAGCACCGGACGAAACACCAUCAUGUUUCCCGAUUGGCAAUUCAAAUUUCACCUUCGCAGUAUCUUCAUUCCAUGGACGGAUUUUCUGUACAAGAAGUCUCCCAAGGGAUCUCUUCGGGAGGUUACAGUUGUUCCUCGAUACCCACUUGGGGUUGCCACCGCGAGCAUCAUGCUCUUGGGAGCAUUACUCAGGCUAUCCUCUGCGGAGAGCUUUAAACUGUCAUCGACACUUACUAUCUUGCAACAACAAGUUUCGGGAUUCCUUCCGUGGACUAGAUGA
This is a messenger RNA of Penicillium daleae, 1839 nucleotides long. Its product is annotated as flavin-containing monooxygenase. The record is from RefSeq and is a predicted model, not a curated record. Bases 1 to 1839 code for a protein of 612 amino acids. Lineage: Eukaryota; Fungi; Ascomycota; Eurotiomycetes; Eurotiales; Aspergillaceae. The transcript is spliced from 2 exons.